AUGGGUGAAGAUAGUAAAGAAGAUAUCCCCGAGGUUAAUCUUAAUUUCUCCAUGCAAAUGUGGGUUAAUACAAUACAGCGAGAUUAUAUCGAAUUAUGUUGUGAGCUGGAUGCCAGUUUGCUUGGUGAGUUUACUUGGAAACCUUUUAUUGCGCAGUUGCUUCCAUUUGAUAGCACCAAAAAGAAGAAAAAAAAGAAAGUUGUGAUUCAAGAUCAUGGUGAUGAUGGGGUCGAUAACUUAGCCGAUAAGGCGCAAAAUCUACCAAUUUCCGAAGGAACAGAAAAUGCAUUUGCUGGCUUAAAAAAGAAAAAGAAGAAGCCAGUAAGUUUUUUACAAAGACCUCCUUUUAGGGCAUAUUAAACAAUCUUGGGUGUUGCCUUAGAUGAGGCUGAAGGGGAAGGAAGUGAAAAGCAACCUCAAUAUCCCUGGGAAGGUAGUGAUCGGGAUUAUGAGUAUGAGGAGCUGCUCGGCAGAGUAUUUCAUAUUCUCAGAGAGAAUAAUCCAGAGCUUGCUGGAGAUAGGCGCAGGACAGUGAUGAGGCCUCCACAAGUCCUUCGAGAAGGCACAAAGAAGACAGUUUUUGUUAAUUUUAUGGAUCUCUGCAGGGCGAUGCAUAGGCAACCAGAUCAUGUCAUGACUUUCUUACUGGCUGAAAUGGGCACAAGUGGCUCUCUUGAUGGUCAACAGAGAUUAGUUGUCAAGGGUCGAUUUGCUCCUAAAAAUUUUGAAGGAAUUUUACGAAGAUAUAUCAAUGAGUAUGUUAUAUGUAAUGGAUGUAGAACCCCAGACACAAUUCUUUCCAAAGAGAAUCGUCUCUUCUUUCUCCGAUGUGAGCAGUGCGGAUCAGGGCGUUCUGUAGCUCCCAUCAAGGCUGGUUUUGUUGCAAGGGUUGGACGAAGAAAGCCUGGGACAUGAAUAAAAAGUUUUGGCGGGAACGAUGAAAGCUCCUUCAAAUUUAUAAGAAUAUCAAUUAAUUUUAUAUAACAUGUUUCAGUGAUUCUGGUCAUCUGUUGUAAUUUGAUUUUUCUUCAGAGGCCACCAGUAUGCCUCUGCUACACUCUGUGUACAUUCACUAAAUGCUGGCUAAUUGAGAAUCACUAUUGACAUGUCUUCUGCAAAUUUCUUUCCUGAAGAAUGUUAUGGAACUCUAGCAGGUAUGGCAGUAGUGGAUGAAAUAAAACAGAUACUUUAAUUAUCUCGGAAUGAUGCAACUUUUGUUGAUAACGUAGAUGACAUACUAGCGAUCUGCAUUUAGCAAAAUACUCGGCAUCAUUUAUGAGUGAGUUCACGGUGUGUACUUCAGCUUAAACCAAAUGAGUGGGAAGGAGGUAUAAUUUAGUACAGAUAAUUUAGAUAUGCGAUUUUAGUUACAAACUCAACAAAUGUAAAAAAGAUGCGUUGCUAAACAGAUAAAUUAAUGAAGAAUGCUAAUAAUAUUGGCCAAAA
Daucus carota subsp. sativus is the source of this 1446-nucleotide messenger RNA. Its product is annotated as eukaryotic translation initiation factor 2 subunit beta. Gene Ontology annotation, biological process: translational initiation; formation of translation preinitiation complex; formation of cytoplasmic translation initiation complex. The transcript has 8 exons. Gene Ontology annotation, molecular function: translation initiation factor binding; mRNA binding; translation initiation factor activity. Lineage: Eukaryota; Viridiplantae; Streptophyta; Magnoliopsida; Apiales; Apiaceae. Gene Ontology annotation, cellular component: eukaryotic translation initiation factor 2 complex. The record is from RefSeq and is a predicted model, not a curated record.